AGCCAAAGCAUUAUAAAUAGACUUGUUAAGAACAAAAUAUCAAACAAUCGCUAGUUAAAUUAUAUAACAAAGAUAAUAAACGAUAUGUCUCAAACAAAUAAAGAUAACAAUAUAGUUACUCUUAAAAGUGCUUCAAAUUCAUUUGAAGAAACUCCAAAGGAUGCAAAGCCUCCAAAAUCUAAAUUCAGGUGGAGAGUUGUUGAUGAUCAUUCACCUAAGGAGAUCUAUAACUUGACUCUUUAUUUCUCUGUAGUUAUCUUUGGUGUUUUUGGUGGUUUAUCUAGAGGUCUUGAUGAAGGUCAAUCCAUUAAUUUAUAUCAACCAUCGUUUAGAAACUUAUUUGGAUUAAACGAUCCAAAUAAAACUCCACAUGAAGUUGCUGAUUUGAAGUCAAAUAUUGCUGCCAUGGUGCAACUUGGGUCUAUUGCCGGUUCUAUGAUUGCCAUGUAUACAGUGGAUAAACUUGGUAGAAUUCGUGCUUUACAAGAAUUCAGUAUUAUUUGGGCUAUUGGAGCUAUUAUCCAAAUGACUUCCAAGAAUCUUGGUCAGCUAUAUGUCGGUAGAUUUAUUGAAGGUUUAGCUAUUGGUCAAUCUACUACAAUUGGACCUGCUUAUAUGGUUGAAGUUGCACCUCCACUUAGAAGGGGUCUCUUCGGUUGUAUUUUCAGUGGUGCUGUUUACUUAGGAAUUCUUUUAUCGUAUGCUGCCAACUACGGUACUGCCAAACAUAUUUCGGGAGAAACCAAUAAGCAAUGGAUUAUUCCAAUUUCCUUGAAAGUAAUAUGUGCUGGCUUGGCUUUUUGUGGAUCUUGGUUCUGUGUUGAAAGUCCUAGAUGGUUAGUUAAACAUGGACAUGAUCAAAAAGCUAUUGAAAAGUUGUCUCAGCUCAGACACUUACCUCCAGACCAUCCAUAUAUUUUAAGUGAAAUAUCAGAUAUUAGUGAACAAGUAGCAGCGGAAGAUGCUGCUACUAGAGGAGUAUCGAUAUUUGCAAAAUUUAAAGAAGUCUUCAGUAUUAAAUCCAUUAGAUAUCGUUUUUUCAUGAUUGGUGCUUGUGCCCAACUUCUUGGUCAAUGGUCAGGUGCUAACUCCAUUACUAUUUAUGCUGGUGAUUUAUUCUCUUUUAUUGGACUUGAAGGACUUGAAGUUAUGAAAAUGACCAUGAUUUUAGGAGUGGUUAAGUUUGUUUCGGCUUAUUUCAGUGCUUUCUUUAUUAUUGACUUCUUGGGGAGAAGAAAAGCCCUUUAUAUUGGUAUUUCACUUCAAUUUAUUACUAUUUUAUAUUUUGCUAUAUUCUUAACAGUUGAUCCUCAUGCUGUUGAUAAAGGAGCUCAAUUGACUUCCUCUCAAGAAAAUGCUGGUAAAGCAGCUAUGGCAGCAAUCUAUUUAUCUGGGGUUGGUUGGACUAUGGGAUUUAAUUCAAUUCAAUAUUUAUUAGGUUCUGAGAUUUUCCCUCUUAGACAUCGUUCUUUUUGUCAAUCUCUUAUUAUGGUUUUACAUUUUGCUAAUCAAUAUGGUAACUCUAAAGCAGUUCCACUGAUGCUUUUAGGUAUGAACAGAUAUGGUACUUUCUACUUUUUCUCUGGAAUUUGUUUGAUUUCAUUAUUUUGGGCUUGGUUCUUUGUUCCAGAAGUCUCAGGAAGAUCUUUGGAGUCAAUGGAAGAAGUUUUUAAUUUGCCAUGGUACUUGAUUGGAAGAAAAGGUGCUCAAUUGUGCCCUGAUCAUUCUGCUCUUAACAGAAUCACACAAUCUAUUCAAACUAGAGGACUUGAUGAUCUCGAAAAGCAAAAUGAACAACACGUUGAACAUAUAAACAGAGAUGAUGAAUCUUCAGGUGAUGAGAAAAACACAUAAUGGGUAAUUGAUAUAUUUAGGUGCAC
This is a messenger RNA of Scheffersomyces amazonensis, 1880 nucleotides long. Its product is annotated as quinate permease. Gene Ontology annotation, cellular component: membrane. Gene Ontology annotation, molecular function: carbohydrate:proton symporter activity. Lineage: Eukaryota; Fungi; Ascomycota; Pichiomycetes; Serinales; Debaryomycetaceae. The record is from RefSeq and is a predicted model, not a curated record. Gene Ontology annotation, biological process: carbohydrate transport; transmembrane transport. The transcript has a single exon. Bases 85 to 1854 code for a protein of 589 amino acids.